UAUAAAUAUUAAAUAAUUCAAAUAUAUAUUAAUUUAAUCUUAUAUAAAUAAUUAUAAAUUUGCACACUGUUUUGAACCGGUUUUAUCCAUAUUUACAUUUCAAAAUAUAUAUUUUAAACUAUUUUAUCUGUUUUAUUUACUCUUAUAUCGGUAGAUAUGUCAGAUCCACACUUAUUAUAUUCUAUUCGUUUGGUUCACUAAAUCUUCACCAUCCGAUCCGCCUUUUCUUUCCGAAGCAGUAGUCCACCAAAUCUGAACUUCUCAGCUAAUUGAUUAGUUUUCAUAUAUUUCAGUCAAUGGCACCAAGAGUUUCCUCUUUAUUUGACCUUUAGACAAGCAUUUUUAAAAUUCAAAAUGCAAACUGUUUAACUGGAAUUCAUAUAUGUGUGUAUUUUCUUAACUAGUUCACAAAAAAAAAGCCACCAGAAUAGAUAUGCUCCAUUGCAACAUCAUUUGCUUUCAUUUUUAGUUAAAAAUAAACACUAAUAGAAAAUAUAAUAUGUAAUUUAUUGUUUGGAUUUUUACUAAUAUUGAGUAAAAAUAGUAGUACUUGAUUUUAUCUAAAAUUCAUGUUUCUGAAAAAAGUGAAUUAUCCAAUUUGGUAACGUAAUAUUGAUUCUGUAAAUCUUGACCAUUAUCGAUACCAAGACCAGACUUGCCCCACACACACUAUAAAUGUAUGGAAUACAUAUGGCUAAAUACUAUCGCAAACUUUGAAACUCUAAACCAACACGUGAAGAUGAAGAACGUUUCUCUCAAGCUUCCACUCUUGAUUUUCAUUUUGGUCAUCACAUCUAAUUUUGGAGCAGAAGCAAGAGAGUUAACUGAACUUGAAGUUAUGGCCGGAAGUACAAGUGACGGUGCCAUAGGCAAGACUCUGGAUCCAACACAUCCACCUUGCAAGAGUGACGCCGAUUGUAGCUUCGAAUGUCCUAAGGGAGGAUUCUGCAACUAUACCUAUGGGUUAUGUGAUUGUCUCUGA
Brassica napus (rape) is the source of this 982-nucleotide messenger RNA. Its product is annotated as putative defensin-like protein 257. The transcript is spliced from 2 exons. The record is from RefSeq and is a predicted model, not a curated record. Lineage: Eukaryota; Viridiplantae; Streptophyta; Magnoliopsida; Brassicales; Brassicaceae. Bases 680 to 982 code for a protein of 100 amino acids.